Leopardus geoffroyi (Geoffroy's cat) is the source of this 3029-nucleotide messenger RNA. RefSeq names its product carbohydrate sulfotransferase 9 (gene CHST9). NCBI's taxonomy places the organism in Eukaryota, Metazoa, Chordata, Mammalia, Carnivora, Felidae. The transcript has 6 exons. The coding region runs from base 264 to 1595 and encodes 443 amino acids. Gene Ontology annotation, cellular component: membrane. The record is from RefSeq and is a predicted model, not a curated record. Gene Ontology annotation, molecular function: sulfotransferase activity. Gene Ontology annotation, biological process: carbohydrate biosynthetic process; proteoglycan biosynthetic process.
AGGGCGAGCGCCGGGCUCCGCGCCGCCCCUGCUCCCCGCGCGCCGCGCCCGCCCCUGCGCACCCGACGGCCCGCGGCGGGGAGGAGUCCGCCGAGUUUGCCCCGAAGCGCGGGGAAGUUUCCCGCGAAGCUGCGCUCCUGGAGGAGCGGGACCGGCCGGCGGGUGCUCGCGAGGUUACUUCAUGGAAUGAGCACCCAAUAGAACAAGAAAGGAUCAAAGCUCUAUCGAAAAACAAAUCAUGUGGUCUUCAGAAAUGAGGAGAAAUGCAGCCAUCUGAAAUGGUCAUGAACCCCAAACAAGUCUUCCUCUCGGUGCUGAUAUUUGGGGUAGCGGGGCUACUCCUGUUCAUGUAUUUGCAAGUCUGGAUUGAAGAGCAACAUACAGGGAGAGUGGAGAAGAAAAGAGAACAAAAAGCAACCUCAGGAUGGGAGCCAGUAAAUUACCUGCAACCUAUACCCAGAAUCAUGACUAGAGAACAAAUCCGGGGACAUAUCACCAACCAGAACCUCAAGUUCCACAUCACUGAGGAUCCCAAGGGAAAAAAGGAAAAUCUUCUGCUCAACUCUGAGAGGCCAAUGAGGGUCUUAACAAAGACCAGCCACUCACAAGGAGAGGAUCGAGUUUUGGGGAAGACCACAGGGCCACCAACAAUUAAGCUGAUUGCAAAACAUCAAGGAACUAGGACUGUUUUCAAGAAGUUCAGUGAAAUGAAGUGGCCAUUGGACAUACACCCUUUAAAUAAAAGUUUAAUCAAAGACAACAAAUGGAAGGAAACGGAUGUGGCCCAAGAGAAACGCAGGUCUUUCCUUCAGGAGUCUUGCAAAAAAUAUGGCGGGGUGAGUCGUCCUCAAUCACAUCUUUUUCAUAUGGUAUCCAGGAUCUAUGUGGAAGAUAAACACAAAAUCUUAUAUUGUGAAGUACCCAAGGCUGGCUGCUCCAACUGGAAGAGAAUUCUGAUGGUGCUAAGUGGGUUGGCUUCCUCUGCAUACAACAUCUCCCAUGAUGCUGUUCACUACGGGAAGCAUUUGAAAAAACUAGAUAGCUUUGACUUAAAAGGGAUAUAUACUCGUUUGAAUACCUACACCAAAGCUGUUUUUGUUCGUGAUCCCAUGGAAAGAUUAGUGUCAGCAUUUAGAGACAAAUUUGAACACCCCAAUAGCUAUUACCAUCCAGUAUUUGGGAAGGCAAUUAUAAAGAAAUAUCGGCCAAAUGCCUGUGAAGAAGCAUUAAAUAAUGGAUCUGGGGUCAAAUUCAAAGAGUUCGUCCACUAUUUGCUGGAUUCCCACCGUCCAGUAGGAAUGGACAUUCACUGGGAAAAGGUCAGCAAACUCUGCUAUCCGUGUUUAAUCAACUAUGAUUUUGUAGGGAAAUUCGAAACUUUGGAAGAAGAUGCCAAUUACUUUUUGCAGCUGAUUGGUGCUCCAAAAGAGCUGAAAUUUCCAAACUUUAAGGAUAGGCACUCUUCUGAUGAAAGAACCAAUGCUCAGGUCGUGAGACAAUAUUUAAAGGAUCUGACUCGAACUGAGAGACAAUUAAUCUAUGACUUUUAUGACUUGGACUAUUUGAUGUUUAAUUAUACAACUCCAUUUUUGUAGUUUGCAUUAAUCUUCUAAAACCCUGUAGUUACUUCAUGAUGAUGGCCUCAAAUCAGCUAACUGUAAUUUUCCUGCAGUUCUCUGUAUGAGAGAGAAUUUAACCAAGUGUAGUUGUCUUGAUUUAAUGAAGAUUUUUACCAAAUAGUAUGACACCAAUUGGCACAAAGUUAUAGGAAAGUUACCUUACAGAGACAUGUAAACAAGUUGAGUUGCUCUAGAAUGUUUGGAAAAUAGCUGCUUUUGCAUUAUGGAUUAUAUUAUAGAAGCAAUAACCUAGCCAGCUGCUACAUUAGCUUCAACAGCCUCUUGCAAUGAUAGAAAAAGGGAUCUAAAAUAGCAUGAGUAUAUGUCUACAUCCUGGAAUUUGUUGUCUAAAGUGCAUGGAUAUAUUUUUAGCAGUCUGUGACAUAUUACUCGAACCUUGGAGAGUUUUCUUACACCCUGGAAAUCUUUCUAUCAACUGCAAUGAUAAAUCCAUUUUGAAAUAAUAUUUUGGACCUAGGCAUUUAAGUUUAGAUUGGAAGGCAUUAUGUGAUUUACAAUAUGAGAAUAUAGCAGAAAAACCAGAUGAGGCUAUGGCUUUUUAUAUUCAACAGCCAAUAAAAAAUGCACAACAUGCUAAGAUCAAAGCAACAAAAACAACCUUCCUCUUCCAGAAAAAGUUAGGGGAAUUGAUUCUGUUUUCUUCUGAGCCCUCUGUGCAGAGACAAAAUGAACAUAACCACUAAAGGUCCUCGCUUCUGAAGCAGGCAGUUGAGAAGUUUAAGUCUCAUCAGAUAUAAAUGUGCUCCUAAUUUCUGGUUUAAUUGGGCAGGGGGGAAAUUGUUUCAGGAUGGAAUAAUCAUCAAAAACAAAAGUUGCCACUUUGAAUAUGGGCCUCAAACAAUAACAAAGUUUUAUAAGAGUAUUAUUUGAAUCAAAGCAUCGUGUGCAUAGCUUUAUAUGUGGAAUGUACUCUAAGAAUAACUUUUGUUUCCAGUCUAAUUACUUAGCUUAGGAAUGACUUUUUAAAAACGCCUAUACCACUUCAAAGAUAGGUUAUAUUCUAGAGAAUAAACAAAACAAGAGCCCCUAGAAACAUUUUUAAUAGGCUUAUGCAUAAACAAAUUCAGGAGUUUUCUUUUUAAGUUCAAAUAUUCUAUCCUAACACAGUCAAAUACCAUUGCAUUCAAAUAUUAAAUCCAAGUUUUGGGAAAACAGGACCAUGUGUCACCCCUAUCGAAGUUGUAAUGCAUUUUGGAAUUUUUUUCCAGCGGACCCUAAAUUUGAAGACACGUUUGGAUGGGAACUUAUUUUAAUUGGUUGACUAUUUGAGUUAAGAAGACCACAUGUCAUUGAAACUCUGUUUAAAUGCAGUUCUCAAACAUGUUCUUCUUCCCAAACUCUCAUUUUUUUUCUCGUCAAUAAAUAUUCAGUAACGUCUCGCAAAGAAAA